AGCCAAGAGGUUUCACUAAAGAAUGAGAGCUGAUGUUAGUAUGGAGGCCACCAGGUCAAAACAGUCUGUGCAGCACGGGCGAGAGGAUCACCCGGCUAGCAACGCACGAAACGCAACAUACCCAGGCGGUGGUGAGAGACUGAAUGCAACAACGGAAACAUGGUCUUUUUAACAUGCACAGGAUCAAACAAAUAAUACUGGAUCUCACUGAGAUGUAUUUUCUUCAAAUGUUAAUCAAAGGAGGGCGCCAUCACCAUCAUUUAUAACACUGGAUGUUUAGUUUGAACCAUUGGUUGAACCAAAGGUUUAAUGGUCGUUUUCCAUGCCAAUAAGACGGGUAUAUAAUCAUAUAUCAUAUUAAUCUUGAGUUACGUCUUUCAUCUUAUGCUUGUAUCUUAUCCAUCAGAAAAUCUGCGAGGAGCUUUCCAGACAAAUUUUUAGCAUUAUUCAAUAGAUUUUGAUUUGUGUGUGUCAGAUACAACUCCGAAGGGCAAAGCUUGCCACGGCUUUGUCAGUUUAACUGUUCUUAAACAAGAGAGAUUGAAGAAAGCAAAAGCCAUGGCAGAAAAUGCUGUCAAGAUGCAUAAGGUGUUCUCAGUCCAGGGCCCUUACUCUGUUGUCAGGGCAGCACUCAGGGCCAGAGGCUGGGUGGAACAGCGCAUGCACUGCCCAACCCAAACCGAUCACCGGCGCCACAGCAAUGAGAGCGGAGCCUGCAACAACAAUGCUGGUGAAAGCAAUGACGAUUACUCUGGCAAUCUCGAAAAAGACCAAGAUCCAGAUGUACUGUAUGAUCUCAUGUCUCGCCUGGUGCGGAAUGAAAUGGUUUAUUUCUAUUGGACGAACAGUGUCGACACCAUCAACACCAAGAGCUUGCAAAAAGAACAGAUUACCAAUCAUUUUGUAAAAUCAGAAAGCUUCACCACCAAGGUGGGACUGUGUGUGAACCUGAGAAACCUGUACUGGUUUGAUUCAGCUGACCCAGACACCUUCUUUCCUCGCUGUUACAGACCCGGACCACAGGAUGAGAUGCCCGCUUUCAUUGCGGACUACAGGAGGACAGCCUGCACCAGUUUUUUGAAGUACAUUGUGGAGAGGGAGCAGGGUGUUCAGAGAGACGGAAACAGCCACAACAUUCGCGGUGUGACAAAACGACGCAAACUGCCAUCCAGUCCAGUGAUUCUGUCGCAAAUGAUUAAUAGCGCACUUAAAGUAUGUCACGAGUUUCUGGAGAGUCUGGAGCAUCGUGACAUUGACAUGCACUCUGAGACACCACCGACACUUACAAAGGAGGAGUGGGCAGAGUUCAUCAACGGUUACUACCUCGCUGUUCAUGAAGGAGUCGAGAUCGAGAACAGUGAUCGUUUUGUGACCUGCUGCAAAGCCAUGCUACAGAGGCUGCUGGAGGUCAGUCCACAGCAAGACAUAGACGGCAUACACAACAUCUGGAUCAUCAAACCUGGAGCAAAAUCCAGGGGCAGAGGUAUCAAAUGUGCCAGGCGUCUGGAUCGGAUUCUCAGCCUGGUUGAUUGCGAUCAAACCCUAACGACGGACAGCAAGUGGGUAGUGCAGAAGUACUUGGAGCGACCUUUGCUGGUCCACGGCACCAAAUUUGACAUUCGGCAGUGGUUCCUGGUCACCGCCUGGAACCCUUUGACUGUGUGGUUCUAUAAAAAGUGCUACGUGCGCUUCUCUACACAGCCUUACUCACUACAUACACUGGACAGCUCUGUCCAUCUCUGCAAUAACUCCAUCCAGAAGCACCUGAUACCCUCCCGAGAACGUCAUCGCAGUAUCCCAGUAGACAACAUGUGGUCGGACGACCAGUUUAAGAGAUUUCUGUCCAGCCAGGGCCGGGAAGCUCAGUGGCAGACAGUGAUAGUCCCUGGGAUGAAGAAGGCUUUGAUCCACACCGUACAGACAACACAGGAUCUGAUGGAGUCACGCAAGAACUCCUUUGAGCUCUACGGUGCUGACUUCAUGUUAGGGCAGGACCUGUGUCCAUGGUUGAUAGAAAUCAAUUCCAGCCCCACAAUGGCUCCGUCCACCCCUGUAACAGCCCGCCUCUGUGCUGCUGUGCAGGAAGACACAUUACGCAUCGUCCUGGACUGGACGGCAGACCGCACUGCAAACACGGGAGACUUUGAGCUCAUAUAUAAGCAGGCAGCAGUAAACAUGCCACCGUAUAUCGGGGUCAACCUGCUUGUCAAUGGCUGCAAGAUCAAGCCCCCCUGCUCACUCCCUCCGAUGCGGUCACCCAACAACUCAGCAGCAAAACGCCACGACCCCGUCAAGAAGCAACCCAAAGCAGAACAAGUAAAUCCUGUGCCUAAGUUGUUGUCAAAAAGUGCACAGAGUCAGAUCAAUUACACCAGCAAGGGGGUUACAUCACUUCCUCCUCUGCCCCCUGUGCCAGCCCCUGUUAAAAUCGUCUCACCCAACCUGCCAAUGACUGUAACAUCCAUCCCUCUGCCCAUUAGCCCCACGUCCAACACUGUACUUUUGUGGAAGAGAAAACCAAAGGUAUCUGUGGAGGUCCAACCCCGGACCUCUUUGCCUUUUUCCAACAGUCCAGACAAGCAGUAACUUGAGUGCCUUUUUGAAUGCUUUUGGGUCAUGACAAGGUCAAUCUAAAAAUAGAUUUAUAUGUCUAUUUUUUUACUCACUACUUUUUUUUGAUAAUUGUCAAUGUUUCAAUGUGAUACAAAAGUGCCCAUGAUAAUUUGGUUAAUAAACAGAAUAAGUUGUCAAUUAUUUGUACUGGAA
Messenger RNA from Pungitius pungitius (ninespine stickleback), 2766 nucleotides. Its product is annotated as tubulin monoglycylase TTLL3-like. Bases 559 to 2586 code for a protein of 675 amino acids. The transcript is spliced from 11 exons. The record is from RefSeq and is a predicted model, not a curated record. Lineage: Eukaryota; Metazoa; Chordata; Actinopteri; Perciformes; Gasterosteidae. Gene Ontology annotation, biological process: cilium movement; cilium assembly; protein polyglycylation. Gene Ontology annotation, cellular component: axoneme; microtubule cytoskeleton. Gene Ontology annotation, molecular function: protein-glycine ligase activity, initiating.